CUCCUUCAUACAAUCUCUCAAGAUGGAUACCCUCGUCGCGCGAUACAGCCAGCCGAUGUUCGAGAAGGAAUACUCAGAGGAGGAUCAGCUCGAGCUCUGCCAACCUACACCAAGCUUGUCCCUCAAGUUUGCCAUGCCACCUAUCGCUCAACCUUCAGCCUGGCUUCGUGCAGCAACAGAUGAUCAUGCCAACCCUAACUGCCCCAUCAAGAUCGCACACGGUACUACAACAUUAGCAUUCAGAUUCCAGGGAGGUAUCAUCGUCGCGACGGAUUCGAGAGCUACGGCAGGAAACUGGAUCGCGAGUCAGACCGUGAAGAAGGUCAUUGAGAUCAACAACUGUUUAUUGGGAACAAUGGCCGGUGGUGCUGCUGACUGUCAAUACUGGCUUGCGUACCUCGGAAUGCAAUGCAGACUCCACGAGCUUCGCCACAAGCGUCGUAUCUCGGUAGCAGCAGCAUCGAAAAUCCUCGCAAAUUUGGUAUAUUCAUACAAGGGAAUGGGUUUGUCGAUGGGAACGAUGUGUGCUGGUGUCACCCCCCAAGAAGGUCCUGCUCUCUACUACAUUGAUUCGGACGGUACGAGACUCAGCGGAAACCUUUUCUGUGUUGGAUCCGGUCAGACCUUCGCAUACGGUGUCCUAGAUGCCGAAUACCGCUAUGAUUUGACUGAAAAGGAGGCGUUGGAGUUGGGAAGCCGGAGUAUUUUGGCUGCUACUCACAGAGACGCUUACUCCGGUGGUUUCAUCAACCUGUACCAUGUGAAGGAAGACGGAUGGGUCAAGCAUGGCUUCAGCGAUACGAACCCAAUUUUCUGGAAGACAAAGUUGGAGAAGGGCGAGUUCUCGAACGUGACGAGCGAACUGGUAUAAUAUGGCAUAGAAUGGAUAAGAUUUCUUUGAAUGUCUCAAUAGCAAGCAUGGAGGCGCGACGGAAUGGCAUGGAGGCUGCGGCCGUUGUAUACUACUGCUUCACUUCACGAGUGGUAUUAGCUAUGAAGACCUUCGAACUGCAGUUCCCGGAGUUGCAGUGAAAUUGUGGUCCCUGAAGCCCGGGAGGUGUCCUUCGAUUGCAUUUUCCUAUUUGCCGAUUUAUCAUUGCUUUGCUGAGAGGGAAAACAGGAUUUUGAAGUGCUCGUCGCACUUUAUUCGAGUAACACAGGAGUCUCUUCGUCUUUGCAGACCUCUCCCAACGCUCCAGAAAUUUCUUCGCCUCAUUUGCCAUCCGAUCCUCCACCAGCAUCUCGUUUGGCAUUGGGAUCUCAUGCUUUACAUAUGUCGACUCCAAUUCUUCGACUUGAUAGCCCUUCCACGCAUUCUUCUCUGCAUAGAUCUCCAAACCUUUCAAGGCC
Messenger RNA from Mollisia scopiformis, 1350 nucleotides. Its product is annotated as proteasome-domain-containing protein. The transcript has 3 exons. Gene Ontology annotation, cellular component: proteasome core complex. The coding region runs from base 23 to 871 and encodes 282 amino acids. NCBI's taxonomy places the organism in Eukaryota, Fungi, Ascomycota, Leotiomycetes, Helotiales, Mollisiaceae. The record is from RefSeq and is a predicted model, not a curated record. Gene Ontology annotation, molecular function: threonine-type endopeptidase activity.